ACAACCUCAGGGCCCCUUUUUACAGUCACGUACCAAUCCAGCAUCCUGCUGAGGUGUCAUUAGAUACUCUCGGCCUCCCGGGAGCAACUGCACUGCUCUCAACUUUGGACCAUUUUCUGACCUUGAGAGCUGGGGUGUGUACCUUACAGGGGCCCACUUUUCACCUCUAACCUUCUGCUUUUAUUGCCAAUGCUGAGUUAAUGAAGUGUUGAAGUAUUUUAAAGCAGAAGAUGAGACCAGGAGAAGCUUAGUCCUACUCAUUUUGUCUUGGAAAUUCACCAAUCUACAUAAUACAGUAUUGCAAAUUAAAGUAUUCAUCAUCCUACUCUUAAAAAUUAGGUAAUAACUGUUAUAUCCACACAACUGAAAAAAGCCUCCAAAAGAGUUGCUACUUUUUUAAUGACUGGUCAAUGACAAAAACUAAUUUCCAAUUUCACUCAGGAAUUUAUUGCAUAGUAGAGACUGAUUAUUAUACAUCUUACUCAGAAUACACAGGGUAAUGUAGAGUCUCAGCAAUAUUUUGUAUUGCGUUUCAACCAUUUGUGGCCCUGGACCACAAAACCAGUCUUAAGUGCCAGUUUUUGGAGAGGUAUACGUAAUCUGAGAGCUGAAUAAAUAAUCUCCCCAUUUAUGUAUGAUUUGUUAGGAUAGGACAGUAUUUGGCCGAGAUACAACUAUUUGAAAAUCUGGAAUCUGAGGGUGCAAAAAAAUAAAUAAUGAAAAUCACCUUUAAAAUCCAAAUGAAAUUCUUAGCAAUGCAUAUCACUAAUCAAAAAUUACGUUUUUAUAUAUUUGUGGUAGGAAAUACAAAAAAAAAUAAAAAUAAUUGGCAUUAAAUAAGAAUGUUUAAUUUUUACCCAUACAAUGUUUUUUUUUUUUUUUUUUGUCCAUUGCUAAAAAUAUACCCCAACCAAUACCCCAAGACUGGUUUUGUGGUUCAGGGUCACACUUGUAUUUCGUUUCGAUCUAUUGGAAUGAAAUAUUCUUUUGAUCAGUUUAACUGUACCCUGUCGUCAUCAAUUUACUUAUCACUGAGAACUUUCUUCCAACAAACAUGAUCAAUACCACUAUGAUCCACUGAAUAGAAAAGAAUACGUUUGAAAUCAGGUGUUGUGAAUCAGGCAGUUUCAACAGAAAAGAGUACUGUGUACUGUAUACACAUGAAUGUUAUAAGUAAAUACAGCUGGAUAAAACAAAUUGUUUGUCUUCAUUUCAGGCUGCAAAGCAAUAAACUGUGAUUAUUUUAAAGGGGGUGGUUCUUUUCUAUAGCCACUGUAUGCCUAUAGCACAAUCUUUUAUUUUAUCUUUUAUAUUUAUCCAUGAUCUGUCUAGAGUCUAGACACAAGCACAAAAAAUUCUCUAACAGUAGGUUUUCACACUUGUUCAAUUUAGCAGCCUGUCUCGAAGCUGUUUUAUAUUUAGGUGGAUUAAGGCCUAAGCUGUGGUCGAGUGCACAGUUAGUCUACUCCAAUAUUUAUGUGAUUAGCAGAAAAUUAUGAUAUAUUGUCAAUUAAUUCAUAUAAAUAUUAAGUUUAGAUGUGUUUUGGGAAACACACACACUUCUGAUAAGGACCCUUUCUCCAAAAAGCUUGUCUACAACACAAAUGUAAUGUCCUCCUGUAUAUUUCAUCAUAUCCUUAAACCUGAAGUUUAUUCUUUAAUGAAUUAGAUGGGUUUCCUAUUGCAAUCUGAGCCUGUUCCCUUUUAAGGUAAGAUAUUAUUUUUUGAUUGUUAAUUUCACGAUUGGCUCCCUUCAAGGUUUAAUGAGACAAUUUUAGCAUCACUCAUAACCUACCACCCAUAAAUUAUAUGAGUAGACUGAGGAAAGAUAUCUGAAGUUUGGCCUCAGAGAAGACAUGAUAGGCACUCACAAAGCAAAACAUAAUUUCACCAAUUUGUGUGAAGCACAAGUGCACAAGUGGGCAUUCAAACCUAUUUUUCAUUCCUAGAAAUUCAUUAUAUUUUCUCGCCUUGACCUGUCAUCCACCUUUUCAGACAGCAUCCGCAUUAACUUUUCUGUUUCACUUAACUUGUUUCUGUCAAGGUAGCAUUGUCUUCGAGACCCUGCGCUCUGUGUUCUUAAAACAUUUAGUGUGGUCUUCAACACACUGCAAACCAGACCAUUUGUCAUCUGAAACGUUGCUGAUACACUCUGUGACUUUGCAUGUAAACUUAAGUGAGUAGCCACAUUCGCCUCUGCUCUGCAGAUUUCAUUGGACUUUUGGACCUAAUUCAUAUUCAUCCAUCCUUGCUAGACAUGUUGUUGCUCCAAAACAAAGCCUAAUUCAGAUGUGAAAUUAACUUUUUAGGUAAAUGUUGAAACCAUUUUAAGUGGUAAAGGUGCUAAUCUCUCAGCACAUAAACUCACAAAAACACAUCAUUCCGUGGCAGAAGGAAGUGUCACUUACAAACCACAAUCAUGCUACUUGUACACCAGAGUGAGCUUUUACUAGAAAACCUCAAACUUCAUAUUCACAUCACCAAAUGGCAGAUGACCAUGGAGUAUCACAACAUUUCUAACAACUCUCUGUUUGUCCGUACCUCAGCAGUAGCAUCCAGCACUGUUCUUGGAUUGUGCUGUGCGCUGGGUGUACCCGGUAAUGUAGCGGCGCUGGUCAUGCUCGCCCAGCAUUUAAAGGAUGACAGUUUCACCCCAAAACUGAUGUUGAGUCUGGCUGUCUCGGAUCUAUUGAGUCUGAUAUUUCUGCCUGUGUGGAUUAAUGCCCUUCUGAACGGCUGGGUUUUUGGCCAAGGUCUGUGUAAGUUAUUUUCCUAUGUAGUGUACUGGAGCCUCUACAGUAGUGUGCUUUCUGUCACUUUGUUGAGUGUGCAAAGGUACCUGCAGGUGCUGUAUCCACAGAGAUGGGCCAAGCUCGGGCAGAAGGGACAAAAGUGGCUGAUUUUUGGAAUAUGGACAUUAAGUGGAGCUCUGGGUUCUUAUGCUCUUUAUUACAGAAACGUGAAGCAGAAGGCUGGGCUUCUACGCUGUUAUCAGGAUUAUAAGAAUAAACAAGAAAAAAUAGUCAUCUUAUUUGUCGAAACUCUAGUGAUGUUUUUUGUGCCUGUCUUCAGCCUGUUGUGUUUCUACCUUCAACUUCACCAACGGAUAAAUCAGUCAGUUUCCUUCAGAAGCCACAGGCUGACAAAACUGUCUGUCAGGAUCGUAGUGGCCUUCUUCAUAUUUGGGACCCCUGCUAUGAUCAACAACUUGGUCUUAAUGGCAAUGCCAUGGGAAUCAGAUGGCAGCAACAAUAUAACUGGCGCUCUUUUCUUUAUUAACAGUUGUGUGAACCCCUUUCUUUAUGCCUUCUCAGCUCGAACGCUGCGAUGCAGAAGAAAACAGCAUUCAGAUCAGCCACAAGAAAAUCUGAAAGUUAGUAAACACACUCAGACUAAAAAUGUGCACUUCCUUUACUCCUCUGACUAAAAGUGCACAUCUGCUGGCAUCUGUUUCUAUUAUUAGUGUUUGUUUUAGUGUGUUCUUUUUUUAUCUUACUGUAUCUAAAGUCCGUACAAAGCUUUUCAUCAUACUUUGUUUCCUCAACAUUCGUCUCCUCAAAUUGAAUAUACAUUACUCCUUCACAUUUACAUUGGGCCUUAUUUUACAGGGUUUUCUUAAAAUUUAAUUGUGUACUAAUCUAGCUUAUACUUUGAACUUGACAUUGUGUAUAAAUAUCAGCAUUUAUAACAAAUUGCUUGAGAUUUUCCUAAUUUGUAAGUCACUUUGUAAAAAGCAUUUAUUAAAUUAAUACAUUUAAGCUAAAUGCCCUCCAUAAGUUAAAAUAUAUUUUAACACACACACACACAAACAGUAUACAUUCAGACAAAUGUAGUUUAAUAAAGGUAUGUUUUAACUAGAACUGAAAUUCUAUUAUUCUUGUUAGGUUGGGAUCAGUUUUUAUAUUGUUUAUUGGAAAGUUGAUGCAUUUGUUUUAAAUAUCUAAUUUACAAUUUAUUUUAUUUACAAUAGUCUAUCUAUCUGCUGAUCACAAAAAUGAUUCGAUACUUCCUUAUAUUUAACAUUUCUUUACUGCUUAAAUUCUGCUGAAAACAUGUUAUGGUUUCCUGUAACAACAUGCGUGAGUAACCCUAGUCAGCAGUGGUUACAGAAAGUGGGUAGGCCUUAAUUCACAUCGCCCAGCUCAAUUUCAGACAAAGUGACUGUGAUCAUUAUGCUUUGUUGAAAAUAAAAUUGCAUAAUUGCAUUCCAUUUAUAAGGUUGUAUUAUUUAGACAAAUUACCACAUGUGGAAUUAUAUAUGGAAUUAUAUACAUAACAAAAAAGUGUGAAACAAGUGAAAAUAUAUCAUAUUCUAGGUUCUUCAAAGUAGCCACCUUUUGCUUUGAUUACUGCUUUGCACACUCUUGGCAUUCUCUUGAUGAGCUUCAAGAGGUAGUCACCUGAAAUGGUCUUCCAACAGUCUUGAAGGAGUUCCCCGAGAGAUGCUUAGCACUUGUUGGCCCUUUUGCCUUCUGUCUGCGGUCCAGCUCACCCCUAAACCAUCUCGAUUGGGUUCAGGUCCGGUGACUGUGGAGGCCAGGUCAUCUGGCGCAGCACCCCAUCACUCGCCUUCUUGGUCAAAUAGUCCUUGAUGCCUUCAGUGUGACUC
Messenger RNA from Carassius gibelio (silver crucian carp), 4609 nucleotides. RefSeq names its product leukotriene B4 receptor 1-like. Lineage: Eukaryota; Metazoa; Chordata; Actinopteri; Cypriniformes; Cyprinidae. The coding region runs from base 2420 to 3427 and encodes 335 amino acids. The transcript has a single exon. The record is from RefSeq and is a predicted model, not a curated record. Gene Ontology annotation, cellular component: membrane. Gene Ontology annotation, molecular function: G protein-coupled receptor activity. Gene Ontology annotation, biological process: G protein-coupled receptor signaling pathway; immune response.